Coturnix japonica (Japanese quail) is the source of this 1357-nucleotide messenger RNA. RefSeq names its product sarcoglycan alpha (gene SGCA). Gene Ontology annotation, molecular function: calcium ion binding. The record is from RefSeq and is a predicted model, not a curated record. Lineage: Eukaryota; Metazoa; Chordata; Aves; Galliformes; Phasianidae. Gene Ontology annotation, cellular component: sarcoglycan complex; membrane.
AGGUCACCCUGCUGUCACUGUCACUCAGACCCUGGCAGUGCUCCCGGUGAAGAUGGAGGCGGCUGCUUUGCUGCAGCUCUGGGCUCUGGCAGCCCUGGCCCUGGGGGGCACCCAAACCGUCCUGGGGGGCUCCCAGCCCACCCUCCCUGACCACCGCGUCUCCCUUGAGACUGGAGCCAUCUUUGUCCAUGAGCUGGAGCAGGAGCUGUUCCAGGCGGCCUUCAGUGAGAGCGAGGAGGAGGAUGGAUCCUCCCCCAUCACCUUCCAUGCCCAUCUCCGGGAUCACCCCGACCUGCCCCGCUGGCUGCGCUGUGCCCAACGUGGGCCCCAUAGCUCAGCAUUCCUCUAUGGCAGCCCCACGGCGGCGGAGGUGGGCACACAUAUCAUCGAGGUGCUGGCAUCCAACCGACUCACCUACGAGACAGCAGCGCAGCGGCUCAUCAUCUCCAUCACCCCCUCUCUAGAGGGGGAUCCGCCGUAUCAAGGUGAGUUCCUGGUGGGGAACCGCAACGUGGAGGAGCUGCUGCCUGAUGCGGUGCAGGAGCAGUUUGUGCAGGCGGCGUCUGCUGUAUGGGAUCAUCACGACGUCCACAUCAUCAACAUCACCUCUGCGCUGGACAGGGGGGGCCGCGUCCCGCUGCCCAUUGAGGGGCGCAAAGAGGGGGUGUAUGUGAAGGUGGGCUCCCACGCUGCCUUCUCCCCCUGCCUGGAGGCUGCCAGCUCCCCGCAGAGCCGCUUCCUUUGCCAUCUGGGCCAGCAGCCCCUCGCGUCCUGCUAUGACACCUUCGCACCCCACUUUGCCAUCCUAUGGUGUAACCUCACCCUGCUCCAAGUGCUGCCCACCCCCACGGCACCAGGACCCGUGUGGGGUCCCGGGGUGUUGGAAGGGAGUGGAGAUUUCCAGCCCCCCACCACGUCCCCCCCCCAGGAUUUGCUGCCUUCUUUCCUGCUGACGUUGCUGGUGCCGUUGGCGGUGGCUGCGUUGCUCUGCGUGGUGCUGGGACAUCUCAUGUGCUGCCGUCGGGAGGGAGUGGCAAAGAGGGACUUGGAGACGUCUGACAUCCAGCUGGUGCACCACACCACCAUCCACGGGGACACCGAGGAGCUGAGGAGCAUGGCCCACAGCCGCGACGUCCCCCGGCCCCUCUCCACCCUCCCCAUGUUCAACGUGCGCACAGGGCAGCGCAUCAACCCCAUGGUGGGACCCCCCGAUGGGGCACGGGACCCCCUGAUCCCACAGCAGCGGUAACAGGCAGCGUGGCUCUGCCCCCCACCCCAAAAGAAGAGGUUGCUGUGAGUUGCUGUUGGGGUUGGGGGGGGUUGAAUUUUGCUGGUAAAGUUUGGCUGUUUGCAAUGA